CCAACAUCCUGAAGCGGGCCACUCCACUCCACCCCCUCCUCUCCCCUCUCCUCCGGACCCACGCAUGGACUCAAGCAGCUUGAAAAGAAGGCAGUGAGGUAAGGCAACUUUUCAGAGGAGAGAUAAAUGGUGAAAGGGAAGUCUGCUGUUGGUUUCCUGGACUGUGGUGUUGGAGUUACAAUAGGAGGCAAUCCCCUUUUCCUGUGUGUGUUUUCUGUCCGCCCUCACCAGCGGGAGCAGGAACUGGGCUGAAGAAGACUUCUGGAUGCAGCAGCAAAGAGGAGGACCGGCCAAAAGAGGAGAAAGUGAUAAAACAGAGACAGGAGCAGCAGGAGUUGGACUGAGAAGACAGGGGGAAGACAGAGUCAGAAUCUAGAGGGACUUUUUAAAGAGCAGACAGAAGAAGUAAUAGGAGGUAAAGGGGACCAAAGAAGGAACUCACCUGACUCACUUCUCUGCUCUGCCAGGAGGAACAACUUCCUUCCUUCCUUCCCUCUCCUCCCUCCCUUCCCUUUCCCUCUCCCCUGACAUGGGCCGCCUGCUGGCCCUGACCCUUGCCCACCUGGCCUACCUGCUGGCCACCGCGAUCGCCUCGGAGCGCCAACAGCACCACGUGCAGCACGGCCCCUGCAGCUACACUUUCAUCCUCCCCGAGGUGGAGCACUGCCAUCCAUUAAAAGACUUCCAGGUCACCAACACCCUCCAGAGGGACUCCCCGCCUGAGGCAGAGCCUGAGUCAAGCCAAUCCAAGCCGGGAAAGGCCCAAAAGGAGAGGCCUUCCUGGCAGGAGAGGAAGCUGGAAAAUCUAGAGAGCGCCAUGGAGAAUAACACCCAGUGGCUGCAGAAGCUGGAGAACUUCAUCCAGGAGAAUGUGCGCUCUGGGAUGGAGGAAAUGAAAAGAACUGCGGUACACACCCAGACAGCUGCCAUGCUGGAGAUGGGAACCAACCUCCUCAGCCAAUCAGCGGAGCAGACUCGCAAACUGACAGACGUUGAGACCCAGGUGUUAAACCAGACAAGUCGCCUGGAGAUCCAGCUGCUCGAGUACUCGCUCUUCACUAACCGGCUGGAGAAACAUAUUCUCCUGCAGACUCAGGAGAUCUCACGCCUCAGUGAUAAAAACAGUUUUCUGGAGCAGAGGCUCUUAGCGCUGGAGGCUCGGUAUGGGAGGGAGCUGCAGGGCUUGCAGAGCGAAAAGCAGCAGCUUCAAGAGCUUCUGGAGAGACAGAGUCGACUGGUCAGUCAGCUCCAGGGUGAACUGGGCAGCUCCACGCUCAACAGCACCUUACUACAGAGACAGCAGGCCGUGCUCACGGACACGGUUCAGCAGCUGCUGGCUAUGGUCAACCACUGCAAUGAAAUCUCCAAUAUGCCCAAGGAGGAGCCGCUCAGUUUCAGGGACUGCGCGGAGAUCCUGCGAUCCGGAGUGACAGAGAAUGGAAUAUAUAGCAUACGCCUCCCGAACUCCACGCAGACUGUCAAGGUGUUCUGUGACAUGAAGACUAGCGGUGGAGGGUGGACGGUGCUGCAGCAUCGGAGAAAUGGCUCCGUAAACUUCCACCGUGUCUGGAGGGACUACAAAAUGGGCUUUGGAGAGCUGUCUGGGGAACACUGGCUGGGGAAUGAUAUCAUCCACAGGCUGACCAGCUCGCAGGAAUACAGUCUGCAUGUCCAGCUAAAAGACAGAGAGGGGAACGAAGCUUUCUCGCAUUACGAUCGCUUCUACAUAGACGGAGAGGACAACAACUACAGCCUUCACGUCGAGGGCUUCAGUGGCACAGCUGGACGGACGAGCAGCCUCACCCACACUGGCACCCAGUUCAGCACCAAGGACAGAGACAACGACCGCUGCACCUGCAAGUGCGCUCAGCUCGCAUCUGGAGGUUGGUGGUUUGAGGCUUGCGGUCCAUCCAACCUGAAUGGCAUAUAUUACCCCAGCUCAUCCAGUGUGAUUCGCUACAACGGUAUUAAGUGGUACUAUUGGAAGGGUCCUAACCUGAUGGCAACCAUGACAACCAUGAUGGUGCGCCCGGCAAACUUCUGACGGCAUGGCUUGGCCUCCAAUCAAUAUAAUGAACAAUAUCCAGGAAAAUGUAUAUAUUGGGAGGAAAUUCAAAUCUGACUGUUGAUACUUCAAGCUUCUGGACAUUUUGAAGCAUGGCUUUGGCAACUACCUGAGGACACGUGCCGACUUUGAGCAAAUGACUGUGAUUUGAGUGAAUUCCUGAGUGAGAAAUUCAAUCAACAAUAUCAUUCACAAAGUUGCCCAGAUAUUUUAAUAUGGACAACUUGGACAGGAAGAAGGUAUGAGCUUUUCUAUAAAUUACAAAACACAACUGAUCACAUCAUAUUUUAACAUAUGAUCAGUAACUCAACUUCAAAUAAAAUUCAACUGAUUAAUGGGUAAACUCUUAGAGACACUUUAUAGCAAUACCUAUUUUCAUAUCAAAGUCUGAGAACGCGUCUCUUUGUUUGCUGUAAAUAAAUAUGACCAAACUGCAAUAAUUCAGACACCGCUUUGUAUAUAUUUUACAGAAUGUCAAGUGAUUAAAGGGACAGUUCACCCCAAAAUCCAAAAUACAUGUUUUCCCUCUUACCUGUAGUGCUGCUUAUCAAUCAUAUUGUUUUGGUGUGAGUAGCUGAGUGUUGGGAUAUCAGCUGUAGAGAUGUCUGCAUUCUCUCAAAUAUAGUCAAACUAGAUGGCACUCAGCUUGUGGUGUUCAAAGCACCAGAAAAAUACAUUUGAGAAACUCAUCAGCAACGUCUCAUUCCAGAAAUCAUCCAUCCAUCCAUUUUCUAACCGCUUAUCCUCUUGAGGGUCGCGGGGGGCUGGAGCCUAUCCCAGCUGACAUUGGGCGAGAGGCAGGGUACACCCUGGACAGGUCACCAGACUAUCACAGGGCUGACACAAAGAGAUUCACACUCACAUUCACACCUACGGACCAUUUAGAGUCACCAAUUAACCUGCAUGUCUUUGGACUGUGGGAGGAAGCCGGAGCACCCGGAGAAAACCCACAGUGACACGGGGAGAACAUGCAAACUCUGCACAGAAGGGCUCCCACACCUGGGAUCGAACCAGGAACCCUCUUGCUGUGAGGCGACGGUGCUAACCACCACACCACCGUGCCGCCCAUUCCAGACAUCAUGACCCGCUUAUUAAGGAUAUUCCAAAGACUUUGUUGUGAGCAGUUUCAUUUAGGAACUAUUUCUUCUACAGAACUACAUGCACCAGCCGUAUCACUGCCCAGAAGGAAGAGUGCAUCUACUGUUGGACAAGAGGCUCGUGCUUGUGAUAGUGCAAGAUGUAAAUAUUAUUGUGUCCUACUCAGCUGGGCUGUAACAUUAGCUAGCUCAGUGGUGCUAGGUGAGCUAGCAGCAGACGUAUGCUUGGAUUUUCUGUCUUUUAUUACCAAAAAUACAAAUAUUUACAAUAAAACAUCAGAACAAAUGUUCAAUACAAGUGCAUCAAAAGAAACACCACUACUCAGAAGCAUGCUGAAAUAAAUACAUCCAAACAAAUUGAUAACAGUAAAAUGAGGAAGUGAAAAAAUGAAAACUAUAAAAAACAGAAAAACGUUGAUUCUACACAAUCUCGUUCUCUCCAUAAAAAGAGAGAUUCAUCUCUAUCAACUGCAUACAUGAGCUUUACAUACGCACUACAGAGAUUCCUCAACAUAAUACAGGGAUCAAUGUUUACAGAGCAUAAUUCCUGGACAAGAACAGAGCAUGUCUAAUGCCGCAUUCACAUGGAAUCAGGCAGACGGCAGACGGGAGCCAUCUGCUGGACGGAACGGGAGAAAUAAACAAGCAGUCCGACGGAACGGCACGACGGCAAAAUGAGACACGUGACUCGUGACACAUGAUUGUUGCUAUGGCAAUGUUUUGGGGCUACAGAGAGCUAAUGUUAGCCAGAUAGCUCACUAAGCUAAUAAAGCAAUUCACAACGUUAAGUUUCAUAUUACGUACCUGGUAUUCCACCCAGCUCUGCGCUAAUCGCGUCUCAUAUGUACGCCUUCUUGGAAGCAUCAUGGUAGGCUUUUAAAGUUUGGUCAUAUGAUUCUGGGUGCUGCUGCACCAAAAGCACUAGCUUUUCGUUGUCGAGUUCCGCCAUGUUUUCUUUUCUGUUUUGGAACUAUGUCACAUCCGGUUGAGUAUUCCGUGGCCGGUGAACGGUAAAAGUUAAAAUAUUUUAACUUUGGUCGGCAUUCAAGGUGGUGAUAUGGUUCUUUAGAAAGAAAAUAGUUCCAACAUGAAACUGCUCACAACAAGGCCUGUCGAUUAUCUUGAGCAAUCGGGUCACGAUUUCUGGACAGAGACAUUGCUGAUGAGUUUUUCUUAAUUAUUUACUUGGCGCUUUGAGCACCACAAGCUGAGUGACAUCUAGUACUAUUAUACUGGAGAGAAGGCAGCCAUCUCUAUGGCUGAUAUCUCCAACACUCUGCAACUCACACCAAAAAAGUCUGGACUGAUAAGUAGCACUACAGAUAAGAGGAAAUAUAUGUAUCAUUGAUUUUGGGUUGAACUCUCCCUUUAAAAAUAUAUACCCCACUAUAAAGUCUUAAUUUCACACUAAGUGCUUUAUUGACUUUAGUUGUUGUGAUUUGUGUAAUGUCUGGUAUUAAGUUAUAUUUCUCCUUUGCAAUGGCCUGAUUGUAACUUUUCCAGUAGCAUCACCAGGCUGUAAAAUAUCAGUACUUGUUUAUAACUGUAGUU
Messenger RNA from Epinephelus moara (kelp grouper), 4713 nucleotides. It is a transcript of the gene angpt2b, whose product is annotated as angiopoietin 2b. The record is from RefSeq and is a predicted model, not a curated record. NCBI's taxonomy places the organism in Eukaryota, Metazoa, Chordata, Actinopteri, Perciformes, Serranidae. Gene Ontology annotation, molecular function: receptor tyrosine kinase binding. The transcript has 9 exons. Gene Ontology annotation, biological process: Tie signaling pathway. The coding region runs from base 530 to 2044 and encodes 504 amino acids.